UGAACUUUGGUUUUUUUUUUUUUUUUUUGGGUUGCAAUUCUUCUCUUCCAAAACUAAAACGAAGUUUAAGUUUUUCUUUUCCUUUUUUUUUUUUUUUUCCUUUUCCCCUUUGUUUCCUUCAGGUCAGACCUUCUUCAUAAUCAUAUUCAUACAUACACACAAAAACGAACAUACAUACAUACAUACAAUCUUCUUCUUCUUCUUCUUCUUCUUCUUCUUCUUCUUCUUCUUCCAUUUACAUAACUUCAUUCUUCUUCUUCUUCUUCUUCUUCUUCUUCUUCUUCAAUUAAUCCCCCUUUUGUUUUCCAACUUUCCUCAUCAUCCACUUUACUGGUCUUCCCAUCAUUUUUACUUCCAAUUUCCUACUUCCAACUUCAACCCACAUCCCCAAUUCCCUUUUACGAACAAGGGUUUCUUCUAUUUCUUACUCUCCUUCUGCAAUUCGCGUCCUUUGCCUUUCUUCUUCCAGGCUGCUGUAAAACCCCCACUUUUUUGCUUGGUGCGCGUAUGAUGUAUAUUUGUGUGUAUAUAUAAUAUAUUUAUAUAUAUAUUCCUUCAAAUGGUGCGGCGUUUUAGACUUGAUUUGUUCUGAAUGACGUGGAAGUAUAAAUUCUGGGGGAUUUUUGUAUUGGUACAAUACCACAAUUCAGCUUCAAUUUUAGUGACUGGGGUUUGGAGCUACAGUUUAUAGUGUAUGAAACGAACCGGCCUCUGGAGAAAUGCAACCUCAGCACAGCUCCAGAAUUGAUUUAGGUGACUUGAAAGCUCAGAUAGUUAAAAAACUUGGAAAUGAUAAGUCCAAGCGGUACUUCUUCUUCUUGAGCAGAUUCUUGGGUCAGAAGAUGAGCAAGGUUGAAUUUGAUAAGGUGUGCGUUCGUGUGCUUGGAAGGGAGAAUAUUCAGCUCCACAAUCAAUUGAUAAGGUCAAUUUUGAAGAAUGCUUGUGUAGCCAAGACCCCACCACCAAUAAAUGCUUCAGGACAUGCACAAUCUGUGUUACACGCUUCCAACUCUCCUUGCAGGGAAGAUGGCCCUGAACAAACUGGAUCUGCCUUUCCAAAUCAGAAUCAGAGUAAACCAAUUUGGCCAAAUGGAGUUCUUCCAGUAUCCCCACGGAAGGGUAGAUCUGUCUUACGUGGAAAGUUUAGGGAUAGGCCAAGUCCGCUUGGUCCAAAUGGAAAAAUCACAUGUCUUUCGUAUCAAUCAACUGGCUCUGAAGAUAGCAGCAGCAAAGUCAUUACAGAGAAUGGUAAUGUAACCUUGUGUGACUAUCAGAGACCAGUACAGUAUCUCCAAUCAGUAGCUGAGCUACCUGAAAAUGACAUAGAUGGAGCAGUUCAAAGGCCAUCAGAAAAACCAAGGAUACAUCCAACAGAAGCAGCUAUUCUUGAAGAAGGAGAGGAGGUGGAACAGUCGGAUCCCUUAAGAUUCCUGAGAGGUCCUCUACUUCCACCUCUUGGUAUUCCAUUUUGUUCAGCUAGCGUAGGUGGGGCACGCAAGGCCUUGCCAGUCAGCAGUAGUGGCAGUAGUGAUUUUCUGAGUUGUUAUGACAGUAUUGGAUUGUCUGAUUCAGAGACGGUGAGAAAACGCAUGGAGCAAAUUGCAUCUGCACAAGGACUUGAAGGCGUUUCUAUGGAAUGUCCUAACAUAUUGAAUAAUACUUUGGAUGUGUACCUGAAGCAAUUGAUAAAGUCUUGCCUUGAGUUAGUGAGAGCAAGGUCUACAUUUGAACAUUCAGGGCACCCUAUCCAGAAGCAACAAAAUCAAGGGAAGGUCUUAAAUGGCAUGUGGCCUACUAACCACCUACGUGUACAGAACAACAAUGGGCGAUCCGAAGUUUUGCAGGAAAAGAGUUUAGAAUGCUCGGUGUCAUUGCUUGAUUUCAAAGUUGCUAUGGAGCUCAAUCCAAAGCAGCUUGGGGAAGACUGGCCUUUGCUGUUGGAGAAAAUUUCUAUGCGCGCCUUUGAGGAAUAAGCAGUUUGCAAAGGUUUUAUUUAUUAUUCUACAGCCAUUCAAGGCUGGUCGUUCUGAUCGUUGGGGGUUUAAAAUUUACCUGGGAUAUCAUCCCGUUCUUACCUUCUUGCUGGGGUAUACUUGAUCGCUCCCAUUUGGUUCAGGCUCCAAGUUUCCAUCCUAAAAUAUUGUGACUUUAUUGCCUGCUCCAUUGAGGAAGUUGAAUUAACCGACUAAGAAAGAGGGAGCUUUCAGCCAGAAUGCCCAUAAAAGGUUGUUCUGUUGCAUUUUUAGCAUUCUUCUUCACCCCAUUUGCCACUACCAUGUAACUUAGCUUUUCGUGUAACUUAUUUUUGAGAGAAUCAAAAAAGUUUUGCAGGGAUACUGUCAUUUAGUUUGGUGAAAGAUGAAUCACCUGGGUGAGAGCUUCAGGUGCUCUGUAUGUAUCUUUAGAAUCUGAGAAUUUAUUGGAAUUUCAAUAUUAAUAACAAAUUAACAUCCAUUUCAACGCA
Messenger RNA from Cucumis melo (muskmelon), 2464 nucleotides. RefSeq lists its product as uncharacterized. Gene Ontology annotation, biological process: regulation of transcription by RNA polymerase II. Bases 720 to 1973 code for a protein of 417 amino acids. Lineage: Eukaryota; Viridiplantae; Streptophyta; Magnoliopsida; Cucurbitales; Cucurbitaceae. The record is from RefSeq and is a predicted model, not a curated record. Gene Ontology annotation, cellular component: SAGA complex. The transcript has 2 exons. Gene Ontology annotation, molecular function: transcription coactivator activity.